AACAGAGAGUCAUCAUUCAAGUACAGCCAGUUCAAUUCUGCCUUCACCGGAGGCAUACAGCGGAACUAUGACGCUUGAUUCGAACUUCACCGUCAAUUUCAGCUCCCUUGCCCUAUCUUCUAACCGCAAGAUCAUUGUGGGGGUGGAUUAUGGUACUACAUAUACAGGAGCCAGUUAUGUGAGCUCGAAAGCGUCUGGCUUGAGCGAUAUCAUACUCAUCAACACCUGGCCUGGCCCCUCUAAAAAUACUGAUGCCGUCUACAAAGCGCCGUCCCGUAUCGCAUAUGCUUCCGAUAAUCCCCGUAUUUCUCUACAGCGCUGGGGUUACCAGGUUGAGCCCGGGAUGGUGGCGUAUUCAUGGACCAAAUUGCUACUGGAUCAAGGCACGCCAUUGUCCGACUAUGACGAUUCCUCUCUUGAAAAUGCUUCUCAGGCUGGUAUAAUGCGUGUUCCGGAGGGGAAGACUGCAGUCGAUGUUGUUUCAGACUAUCUGUCUGAGAUUUAUAAGCAUAUAUUGAAAGCUAUUUCUAAGCACAUUACCGAGCAAGAGCUGCAUGUCACCCCAAUAGAGUUUUGGUUCACUGUCCCAGCGAUUUGGUCAGACAAAGCUCGGGAUGCCACAAGAACUGCUGCUCGACGGGCAGGAUUUGGAGGUAGUCUUUCCCGGCAAAGCGAUAAGGUGUUCCUGAUUAGCGAGCCAGAAGCAGCCGCAAUCACAGCGCUAAAGAAAUAUACUACGAACAGUAUAGGAGGCUCUGUUAAGGUCGGAGAUGGGGUGCUUGUCUGCGACUGCGGUGGUGGUACUGUAGACAUUACGACUUACGUUGUGAAUCGGGUCUCUCCGUCCCUCGAAUUCGAGGAACUGUGCACAGGGAUCGGAGGCAAAUGCGGCUCCACAGCAGUGGACCGGAAUUUCUACAAGCUCAUGUCGGAUAGGUUCGGCGAUGCGUUUAACAAUUUGCCUAUGAAGCGCAAGAGCCCCGGAAGCGAGUUCAUGAAACAGUUUGAGACUGUCAAGAGGGAUUUUGGCAGCUCUGAUGAGUUGACCACGUUUGAGCUGCCUCUUAAUAUGACAGUAUCUAACGCAGACCCAGAACACUUUGAUGAGGAAGAACGGAUAGUUAUUAUCUCAAGUAAUGAUCUGCGCACCAUCUUUGAACCUGUCAUAGAAAAGAUUAUUAGUCUAGUGCGACGGCAAAUUGAAGAUGCCCAUGAAGAGAUUGGGAAAGAUAUUAUCAAUAGGAUUAUCUUGGUGGGUGGAUUUGGCGACUCUGAAUACCUCCGCAAAUCUUUCCGGUCAUCCUUUGAGGCUGAAGGCAAGAUUACCGUCACAAUACCUGAUGCCCCACAAGCUGCUAUUGUACAAGGGGCUGCGCUGCGAGGGUUAGAAGGCCUCCAGUCAACUACCAAAAGAUGCCGUCGGCAUUACGGCUUCUGCUACGGCAUCCCAUUCAGGGACGGGAUAGACAAUGAGAGCGAUGCUUAUGUACACCCUUACAGUGGUACGAAAAUGGUCGCUGGCAUUAUGAAAUGGAUGAUUGCCAAGGGCGACAAGUACGAGGAGGACUAUACAGAGAGCAUCGCUCUUCGUCGGCCCCAUACUGCGUCCUGGGGCAGAAAAAAAUCUAUAACUCUCUACGCAUGCGAUCAAGCUAGCGCUCCCGAGCGGGUAAAUUGUAAAGAUGUUUAUGAAGUGGGUGACAUAGUUGUAGACUUCACGGGUGUGGACUUGCAACAAUUCGAUUCAAAGAUGAAAGACGGUAGACGCAUGUAUAACCUGACUUACGAUGUCAAGGUAAUAUUCGGCGCACAAGAGGGUGUCCUGAAGUUUGAAGCUGUUAGCCAGGGGCAAACAAUUGGUCGGACAAGUAUCAACUUCGCCACGAUCGAAUACUAUUAACUAGAUGUCUUCUCAGAAUAUCUGCUUUACAGCCAAUUUCUUGAAUUGAAAGCGAACAAUCCUUGUAUCACGAUGUUAUCACCACUCUGCCUGUCAGCUUGCCUCAAUUUCCCAUCCUUGAUCAACUCUUCCUUCUAUUGGAUUUCUCGCAUCUACUACUACGCAUAACACUGCCUUGUAUUGUAUAUAUCACAACAUCUCCUCCGGAAGAUCGAUGAAAGAUCCUGGCGAUUCAU
Aspergillus caelatus is the source of this 2136-nucleotide messenger RNA. Its product is annotated as Hsp70 family protein. The record is from RefSeq and is a predicted model, not a curated record. Gene Ontology annotation, molecular function: ATP binding; ATP-dependent protein folding chaperone. The coding region runs from base 68 to 1900 and encodes 610 amino acids. Lineage: Eukaryota; Fungi; Ascomycota; Eurotiomycetes; Eurotiales; Aspergillaceae. The transcript has 10 exons.